UUCGAAUAAAAUACUUUACUGAUGUUACAUACGCGAGUAACGUUAUACAUUUGUUUGCCUUCAUAAAUGUUAAUAUUAGAUGAAUUGAUCCCAGCAUCCUGUACAUAGAGUUUUAAUCAGUUUCUGCUUCGUUCGUAUAGCAAUCAUCGACAGUAAGCACGAACACCAGUUGUUGGUGAUCUGCUGAGCAAUCUGUUGGAUGUGUGUGAAAUAGUUUAAUAUAUAAAGAUCAUGAAGGCAAUAGUUUUAUUACUGGUUUGCUGUAUUAACUUUUCUGUAAACUUGGAGGUUAACGAAACCUGUACUACCCCAUGUAACUCGCCUGGUAUAUGCAUUCCAGUUCGAAACUGCAAAUAUGCUAUCAAACUUCUUAGAAACCCUGCAGCGACCUACAAAGAAUCACAAUACUUAGAUAAGAGCAGAUGUGGUAAGCUGUCAGGGCCUCGAGAAAUUCCAUUGGUAUGCUGCCCAAGUUUACUAAAUCCAGAAGGAUGUGGGGCUCUGGAUUUUGCAAACCGUAUUAUCGGGGGAGUUGAAACUCCGCUCGGGGAGCAUCCAUGGGCAGCUCUGCUUCUUUACGAUAUUGGAAACAAUAGGAUUAUUCCUAAAUGUGGCGGUUCAUUGAUACACUCAAAGUUUGUUUUAACGGCUGCUCAUUGUAUCGUAGAUAUUCCGAAAAAAUGGACAUUGCACAGAGUACGGUUUAGCGAAUGGAAUACAUUAGAAAAAGAAAACUGUACUAUCAUAGGUACCGAUGAAGUUUGUCGACAAGAUUUUGAAGUAGAGAGCAUUACUGUUCAUCCUGAUUAUGACAUUAAAGUGAGAAACAAACAGCACGAUAUCACGAUACUUAAGCUCAAGAAAGAAGUUGCAUUUGGAAAGUACGUUAGACCUGUUUGUUUGCCAUUAGAUCUAACAAUACGAGAAUUACCUAUUGACAAAGAAGACUUCACCGUCACUGGUUGGGGUCAAACUUCUACAGAAAUUCGAAGUGCCGUGCAAUUACAUGUAGAUUUAAUAGGACGAACUAAUGAUGUUUGCGACAGAUCGUUUGCAGUAGCUAAUAUUUCGUUGACUGAAACCCAACUCUGCGUAGGAGGCGAUAAAGGAAAAGACUCAUGUAAAGGAGAUUCUGGGGGACCGUUACUUAGGCAAGUUGGCGUCGUGUGGUAUCAAAUUGGUAUAGUAAGUUUUGGAUCUCGAAUCUGCGGCUCGGAAAACUAUCCUGGAAUUUACACUAACGUGGAGAAAUAUAUCGAAUGGAUACAAGAAAUUGUAGAUGAGAGCCAUUGCAGAGCGAAGUCUGGUGAGCUUUAGUCAGCUCAAUUUCCAUUGAAAGGGUUUUUGAAAAGAUACGAACAUCGUGUUAAUAAGUAUGUAAUCCUAUACCGUUGCUGAACAUAGACUAUAAAACAGUUAAACCUAUGAUGUAAUUCAGGAUCUAAUGAGGAUCUCCUCAUCAGUUGCCUCCAAAAGGUAAUUUUCUACUUAAAUUGUUAGAUUUAGCACCAGAAAAUAUUGUAUGAAAAUUCAAAAGCCUAUUACAAAAUGGUUUUUGAGGUACAGGCCCGAGAACCGACUUUUUUAUAUGUUUUUAAUGCCUUUUGUUGCAAAAAAGUAGCGGAAACGAAGCACUCUAUUCAUUGAGUUGUUUUGUAUUCAGUUUUGAACAUUUUUCGCAAAAGUGCAUGAUUAUAUACAGAAGAUUCUUCCGAUUAUGAAAAUAUUUUUCUUAUAUAUGCUAUAGGCAGAGCUAGAUUUUAAGGACCUCCACGAAAUUAAGAAAAAAAAAACUAUUCGGUUGCAUUGCGUAUAUUUUUAAUGUAAUGAUUUCGAACGCAACUGGCGAAAAGCCUUUAUCGAAGAUGAAUCUGAUUGAAAAUAGAUUUUCAAUCAACCAAUAGAUUUUCAACCAAAUUUGUCAUUUUUAUGUUGCGAGUAUAAUAUACUGGAGGAAUCGAGUGCUGAUGAUAUAAUUGAUGAGUUUUUAGCGUGAAACCUUGUAAAGAGAUGUAUUAAAAAAAAUUGACCAAUAUUUGUUAAGGACAAAUAAAGGUUUUAUAGACGUACGAUUGAAAAAA
Messenger RNA from Wyeomyia smithii (pitcher-plant mosquito), 2081 nucleotides. Its product is annotated as CLIP domain-containing serine protease B15-like. The record is from RefSeq and is a predicted model, not a curated record. NCBI's taxonomy places the organism in Eukaryota, Metazoa, Arthropoda, Insecta, Diptera, Culicidae. The coding region runs from base 232 to 1317 and encodes 361 amino acids. Gene Ontology annotation, biological process: proteolysis. The transcript has 4 exons. Gene Ontology annotation, molecular function: serine-type endopeptidase activity.